Bombyx mandarina (wild silkworm) is the source of this 1671-nucleotide messenger RNA. RefSeq names its product gamma-Tubulin at 37C (gene gammaTub37C). Gene Ontology annotation, molecular function: GTP binding. Gene Ontology annotation, cellular component: microtubule; gamma-tubulin complex. Gene Ontology annotation, biological process: cytoplasmic microtubule organization; microtubule nucleation. Lineage: Eukaryota; Metazoa; Arthropoda; Insecta; Lepidoptera; Bombycidae. The record is from RefSeq and is a predicted model, not a curated record.
UUAGAUUGUCGAAAAUCUUGAAUCUUUUAAAAAUCCUACAGUUAAUUUUGAUAAUACUACUACAUAUCCAGAAUUAAUAUAAAUCAAAAUGCCGAGUGAAAUGAUAACGUUACAAUUAGGUCAGUGCGGAAACCAAAUUGGCUUCGAAUUUUGGAAACAGUUGUGUAUUGAGCACGGAAUAUCGCCUGAAGGCAUAUUAGAAGAGUUUGCAUCGGCGGGAUCUGAUCGUAAAGAUGUGUUUUUCUAUCAAGCUGAUGAUGAUCACUACAUACCACGAGCAGUUCUGCUGGAUUUGGAGCCGCGUGUUAUACACACGAUUAUGAAUUCACCCUAUGCUAAAUUGUACAAUCCUGAGAAUGUGUAUCUAUCUAAACAUGGUGGGGGUGCAGGGAACAACUGGGCUUCAGGAUAUGCUCAGGGGGAGAAAUUGAAUGAGGAAGUAUUUGAUAUAAUCAACAGAGAGGCUGAUGGGAGUGAUAACCUUGAGGGCUUUGUUUUAUGUCACUCAAUAGCAGGAGGUACAGGUUCAGGGAUGGGCUCAUAUAUACUGGAACACCUGUCUGAUAGGUUUCCUAAGAAACUUGUUCAGACAUACAGUGUCUUCCCAAACUUAGAUGAAAUAAGUGAUGUCGUAGUUCAGCCAUACAACUCUUUGUUAACUUUGAAACGUCUCACUGAGAGUGCAGACUGCGUGAUGGUUCUGGAUAAUACAGCAUUGAAUCGCAUCGCCAGUGACCGCCUCCACAUACAGAACCCAUCAUUUGCACAGAUCAACACGCUUGUGUCUACUAUUAUGAGUGCAAGCACUGCUACCUUGAGGUAUCCGUCAUACAUGAACAAUGACCUGAUCAGUCUGGUGGCGCCGUUGAUUCCUACCCCUCGACUGCACUUCCUCAUGACUGGGUACACGCCCCUCUCUGCUGAUCACGAACAAACCGCAGCUCCGAAAAUUCGCAAAACGACAGUACUAGACGUGAUGCAGCGGCUGUUGCAGCCCAAGAACAUGAUGGUGUCGCUCAGUCCGGACAGGGCCAACCAACACUGCUACAUAUCUAUAUUGAACAUUAUACAGGGCGAGGUGGAGCCGUCGCAGGUGCACAAGUCGCUGCAGCGCAUCCGCGAGCGGCGCCUGGCCGCCUUCAUCCCGUGGGGGCCGGCGUCCGUGCAGGUGGCGCUCUCGCGGCGCUCGCCCCACGUCACGGCCGCGCACAAGGUGUCGGGCCUGCUGCUCGCCAACCACACCAACAUCUCCUCGCUGUUCGAUCGAUGUCUGCAACAAUUCGACAAGUUGCGCAAGCGUGAAGCGUUCCUGGAGGUGUUCCGCAAGGAGCCCAUGUUCCGCGAGUCGCUGGACGAGCUGGACGCGUCGCGCGGCGUGGUGGACGAGCUGGUGCACGAGUACCGCGCCGCCGCCACGCCCGACUACGUGCACUGGAACCCAGAGAGCAGCCAAAUAUAACACAUACAGGCGACGGAAUGUUGGAUUCAUAUCACGAAGCUCAUCACCAGCAGAGUUUAAAGAAGAAUGCCAAAGAUGAGUCGUCAAAUCUAUAAUUCUAAGACGUUGACAAUUUAAUUUAUAACCAAGUGCCAUUAUGUAAUCUCAUUUAUACCCUGGCCGCCGCUGCCGUGACGCCUUGUUCAAAUAAAACGAGCUUUUUUUUUACCCAA